Molecule: messenger RNA, 1101 nt
Organism: Penicillium brevicompactum
Lineage: Eukaryota; Fungi; Ascomycota; Eurotiomycetes; Eurotiales; Aspergillaceae
Product: heme-dependent oxidative N-demethylase family protein
Exons: 3
Coding region: 1-1101 (366 amino acids)
Source: RefSeq, a predicted model, not a curated record
AUGACAACCUUCUCACUCGUCGCCCUCACAAUCGUCGUCUGUCUUUGCGUCGUCAGACAUUACAAGGAGUCAUUGCACCGUGUCUAUAGAAGAAUCACAGGGUCGAAAUCAAAAGAUGUCUCCAAUCAAUCCGACGUCAAGCGCCUGGCUCCAUACCCAGCACAGCCUAUCAAGGGUAGAGAUCGAUACCGCGUCAUGAUGGAUAUCCGCAAGCUCGACGUCCACAAUUGGCUUACCCUCGACAAAAACUACAUGGACGAGCACCGAGUCCGCACUCAAUUGCUAGAUGAAAAGCGAGGCAAAGUCAUCCAAUGCCUACCCGAGUCCCUCGCAUCAUGUCAGGAAGCAUUAGAAGAAGUCUCGGACUUCCUGUGCGAGAGAUUCCCCGCCGCAUUCACCAUGUCGACUCAUGAAAACCGAAAAAUCAUCGAAAAUAGCAUGACCGGCGACAAAUUCACUGUUAGUGGCCGCGACGCUAAUGAGGGCUUGACCGAGGCACUGGAAGCCGCUGUUCGGUUGACAAUGGAGGAUCUCAGUAUUUUGAUGAUGAAUGAGGAAGGGGAAUACUACCUAGCAGCGAGUGCCACCGUAUUCCCCACGGGAUGGACGGUGAAUCAAAGAAUUGGAUGGACGAUUUCGCAACUCCAUGGCCCAGUUCCUCUCUGGCACCAACAGGUCGCAAACUCCGUUAGCAAAUUCCUGGCUCGCCUAACGCCAAAUUCCCCAAUGGAGCGCUCAAACUACUUCGUCGAAGUCAAAAGUCCCGAAGAAAAUCUCACAGACAUCCUCUACCGACCGCACGCCCUGUGCGAAAAAGAACUAAGCGACCCAUCGCCAUCGCAGAUCCUAAUCCGUCGCGAAAGGCAGACGUUCCGACGCCUGCCGCGCACAGGAGCCCUGGUCUUCGGUGUCAAGACUUAUCUGACGCCGCUCGAUGAGCUGCCAAUGGCUGAGUUGGCGAACUUGGCUAAGGAGAUGAAGACGUGGCCCGAGUACGUGAGCGAGUAUAAGGGCCGAGAUGUAUGGGGGGCGAAGGUUUUGGAAUAUUACCGGGAGCGAGGGGGUGAGAUCAAUGAAAACGAUGAGAAACUUGAGGUUUGA